AUGGCCAAUCUUGCAGAUUAUAUCGAUUUCUCUCAGAAAUCCUUCCAAGGAUGUGCUCUCUUCAUCCUGUUCAAUCCAUUGUUCUGGAACCCCUACUACGGAUGCUACUUUCUCGGAUUCAUCAUCUUCACCCUGGGCCUCGCUCGCGACCAUGUGUACCAACUGGCCCUCCAGGAUCAGCCUUACUACGCCCCAGUGCACCAACCGAUUUUAGGCUCCGUCCUGUUCGGCAUCGGAUCUAUCCUCGUUCUGACUAGCAUGUAUGCCCUUGGGGUCACCGGAACCUACCUUGGAGACUACUUCGGCAUCCUCAUGGAUGCUCCCGUCACCGGCUUCCCCUUCAGUGUUACCGGUUCUCCCAUGUACUGGGGCAGCACCCUGAACUUCUUGGGUGUGGCUCUCUACUUUGGCAAGGUCGCCGGUCUCCUGCUCACUGCGGAGGUCUUCAUUGUAUACUGGUUCGCUCUCCAGUGGGAGGAUCCUUUCACUGCGGAGAUCUAUGCUAAGCGUGAACGGGAACGUGCAAAGUCCAAGCAGGGCGGCAAGAGCUUGUAA
Molecule: messenger RNA, 555 nt
Organism: Aspergillus thermomutatus
Lineage: Eukaryota; Fungi; Ascomycota; Eurotiomycetes; Eurotiales; Aspergillaceae
Product: bifunctional phosphatidyl-N-methylethanolamine N-methyltransferase/phosphatidyl-N-dimethylethanolamine N-methyltransferase
Exons: 4
Coding region: 1-555 (184 amino acids)
Biological process (GO): phosphatidylcholine biosynthetic process
Molecular function (GO): S-adenosylmethionine-dependent methyltransferase activity
Source: RefSeq, a predicted model, not a curated record